GUAAUUAAGUUUAUUAACCAGCUGACUUUAGCAUUGGGAGAUUAUUCUGGAUUGCCCAAGCACUUAAGAAUAGGAGAAACCGGAGAGAUGCAGCAGCAAUAGUCAGUGGUUUCAAAUAUGAAAGGGAUUUGACAUACUAUUGUUGGCUUUAAAGAUAGGAAGUCGUGGGGGCAAGGAAACUCUCUAAAGGAAAUUAAUCUGGCAACAACCUAAAUAAUUCUAGAAAAGGAUUAUUUUCCAGAGUCAAGAACAGAGCCAGGUGGUUCUUCUCUUCUAAAGACAUUUCCAUGGGCCAGUUCCACCGCAAGCUUCCCAGAGAGAAUAUGUUCUGCCGUACGGACACCGAACUUCCCCUAAGAUGGCCGCCCCAACGAUGCUCUCCCCUAAGGGCUCUGGCUCCGUUACCUGCAACGCACCGCUCGCUUAUUUUUUGUUCUAGUCCCUCUUGCUUCAGUUUUUAUACGGCUUCUAAAACGCUUCGCAUUUACAAUAAUGAUUGAGGUGCCCAGAAGUGGCUUUAAUUUUCCACUGAGCUGAGACGUCACAGCCAUCAUAACCGCUAAGAAGGGAUGCCGCGCCUUUGUGGUAAUAAUGGGUUCUGGCCUUUGAGAAGUUUGCGCCGUUCACUAUCCCCUGCGAGGAGAAGACCAACUUAUUUCUGUUCCCUGUCUGUUCAGAGGACUUCACCCCCACGCCGUGUGUGCCUGUGUGAACUCAAGCCUCUGAUAAGCUCUCCAUUUUCUGCCAGGGCUGAGGUGUCUGGAAAUCGGACAGUUUAAGAGGCCUCCGUCCACCGCGUCUCCCGGCCGUUGUGCCUUCUGUACGUCACGUACUCAAAGAUGGCCGCCCCCAGAGCGGCGAGGCGACGCCGGCGCGGACGCGUCUCCUCCUGAGGAAAAGCCGGAAGGCCGCAUUCCGCUCUCCAUGGAAACGCGGCUGACCGUCUCUGGAGGCUUAGAGGGGGAGGGAGUUGGGAGAGGGGCCCAGAAGUGGAAGAAGUUUAGGGAAGUAAGUUCAGCUUUUAAGAGGUCGCGGCGAUUCCAAGGAGAGUCAGAUGGAGUCUUGCUUUUGUCGGCCAGGCUUGAGUGCAGUGGCUGGGCUCACUGCAAUCUUCGCCUCCUGCGUUCAAGCCAUUCUCCUGCCUCAGUCUCCGAGUAGCUGGGAUUACAGUUCACAGGUCCUGGCUACCCUGGGAAGAGACAAGAAGUGAAUGAAGAAAGAGGAAGAUUCCAGGACCUUCAUAUGAUUUCUGUGGACACCCUUCACUGGUGACUGAGGUUUCUAACUAGAAAUUUAAGGCAAAUCCAGAGGAGACAAAGACAGAGUAUCCCAGGUGUUGGCCAUUUCCCACAACAGAAGAAAAUGAUCAAUGCCCAGGAAUUGCUGACACUGGAGGAUGUUACUGUGGAGUUCACCUGGGAGGAGUGGCAGCUCCUGGGCCCUUUUCAGAAGAAUUUGUACCGGGAUGUGAUGUUGGAGAUCUACAGCAACCUGCUAUCAAUGGGUUAUCAAGUCAGCAAACCAGAUGCACUCUCCAAGUUGGAACGAGGAGAAGAACCAUGGACAAUGGAAGAUGAAAGGCACAGUCGAAUCUGUCCAGAAAACAACAAAGUUGAUGAUCAUCUGCAGGAUCACUUGGAAAAUCAAAGGAUGCUGAAGAGUGUGGAACAAUACCAUGAACAUAAUGCAUUUGGAAAUACUGCCUCUCAAACCAAAAGCCUUUGUCUUUUCAGGGAAAAUCAUGAUACAUUUGAGUUAUAUAUAAAAACUUUGAAAUCAAAUUUAAGUUUAGUCAACCAGAACAAAAGCUGUGAAAUUAAGAACUCUACUAAAUUUAAUGGAGAUGGGAAAUCAUUUCUUCAUGGUAACUGUGAAGAACUUUAUUCUGCAGCUAAAUUCUCUGUAAGUACAAAAUCCAAUAGCACUAAAUCCCAAGUCAGUAAGCAUCAGAGAACUCAUGAAAUAGAAAAAAACCACAUAUGCAGUGAAUGUGGGAAAGCGUUUGUCAAGAAGUCUCAGCUCACUGAUCAUGAGAGAGUUCAUACAGGAGAAAAACCUUAUGGAUGUACUUUGUGUGCAAAAGUGUUCUCCAGAAAGUCCAGGCUAAAUGAACAUCAAAGAAUUCAUAAAAGAGAGAAAUCUUUUAUAUGCAGUGAAUGUGGAAAAGUCUUCACCAUGAAGAGCCGUCUGAUUGAACAUCAGCGAACUCAUACUGGAGAGAAACCCUACAUAUGCAAUGAAUGUGGAAAAGGCUUCCCAGGCAAGCGUAAUCUCAUUGUACAUCAGCGAAAUCAUACUGGAGAGAAAUCCUAUGUAUGUAGUGAAUGUGGAAAAGGCUUCACUGGGAAGAGCAUGCUUAUUAUACAUCAGCGAACUCAUACAGGAGAGAAGCCCUACAUCUGUAGUGAAUGUGGGAAAGGCUUUACCACAAAACACUAUGUCAUCAUACAUCAACGAAAUCAUACAGGAGAGAAACCAUAUAUAUGCAAUGAAUGUGGGAAAGGCUUCACCAUGAAGAGCCGUAUGAUCGAACAUCAACGAACUCAUACAGGAGAGAAACCCUACAUAUGCAAUGAAUGUGGAAAAGGCUUUCCCAGGAAGAGUAAUCUUAUUGUACAUCAGAGAAAUCAUACAGUAGAGAAGUCAUAUCUAUGUAGUGAAUGUGGAAAAGGUUUUACUGUGAAAAGCAUGCUCAUCAUACAUCAGCGAACUCAUACUGGAGAGAAGCCCUACACAUGCAGUGAAUGUGGGAAAGGCUUCCCCUUGAAGAGUCGGCUGAUUGUACAUCAGCGAACUCAUACUGGAGAGAAACCUUACAGGUGCAGUGAAUGUGGGAAAGGUUUCAUUGUGAAUAGCGGACUGAUGUUACAUCAGCGAACUCAUACUGGAGAGAAACCGUACAUAUGCAAUGAAUGUGGAAAAGGUUUUGCCUUUAAGAGCAAUCUUGUUGUACACCAGCGAACUCAUACUGGAGAGAAACCCUUUAUGUGCAGUGAAUGUGGAAAAGGCUUCACCAUGAAACGCUAUCUCAUUGUACAUCAGCAAAUUCAUACAGAAGAGAAAUCUUGUAUAUGUAGUGAAUGUGGAAGAGGCUUUGCCAAGGAAACUGAGCUUGCUUUACAUAAGCAAGUUCAUACUGGAGAAAAACCUUAUGGAUGUAAUGAAUGUGGUAAAGGCUUCACUAUGAAGAGCCGUCUAAUUGUUCAUCAACGAACUCAUACAGGAGAGAAACCCUUUGUAUGCAGUGAAUGUAGAAAAGCCUUCUCCUCAAAGAGAAAUCUCAUUGUACAUCAGCGAACUCAUAAUGGAAACAAACCCUAACAAUGCAAUGGACAUGUUCAUGCCUUUGGGAAGAAAAUCUGUCUUGUACAACAUCAGAGAUUUCACAGUAUAGAUUUUCUACAUGUGUACUGAGUAUGAAAAAUCAUAUUUCAAAAUCCAGUGUUAUUCACUAGGAUGAAUGCUAUCAAUGUCAGAAAGGCUUCAACAUGAAUUCAGGCUCUGAAUUCUUUGAUGUACCAAUGUAUAGAAAAUUACUCAUCUGAGAGAGAUUCUGUGGAUUGGGGGUAACCUUUCAUUUGUCAACCUUCAUUAAACUGUGACAUCGUCCACAUGACAAAUGUGUAAGGUACAUAGUCCUUUUGCAGAGAAUCUGAACUGAUUACAUACAAACAAAUUCAUGCAGAGAGAAAACCACGUUAGUAAUGUGAACUGAUUAAACAGCAGUGUGCUCCUAGCAUACAUGCAUAUAGGCAGUGUAGAGCAGCCUGUUGCUAGAUUUUCACCCUUGGAAGACAAUGCAAUUUGCAGGAGUGAAUUUUAAUGAAUGCAGAGAAUGCACUAGUGCCUUCAGUGAUUAAUUACCUCAUAUUUUAUGUCACAAUAAACAUGUAGGAAAUAAACUUGAUACAUCCAAUGCAGAAAAGUCUUGAAAAUUUUCUAAGUAACUAUGUCUUGAAAAGUAUUUACUGAGAUAAAUCUUACAAAGGGGGAGGCUAGGAAAGACUUCUAUGGGAAGAAAGACCCCAUCUCUUCAGUGAUCAUAAUAGAUCAUCAAUGAACUUACACAUACUAGCAGCAUUAUCAUGGGAAAGCCUUUGCCCAGAAAUAAAACCUUAACAGUUGGCAGAUAUAUUUCAUAUUGGAGAAAAAGUUUCAGAUGGCAGUGAAUACACUAGGAUUUCAGUGAUACAUGCUGCCUCAUCAUCAUUACUUCAUACAGAAAUAAAACUUAUGUGAAGAGUAACUUUAAAAAGGAUCAGGAAAUUCAUGGAGUAAAAAAGUCUCAUGAAAAUGAUACAUAAUGCUGGGCACGGUGGCUUGCACCUGUAAUCCCAGCACUUUGGGAGGCCAAGGUGGGUGGAUCACUUGAGGUCGGGAGUUCGAGACCAGCCUGACCAACAUGGUGAAACCCCCCUCUCUACUAAAAAUGCAAAAUUAGCCGAGCAUGGUGGCUCCUGCCUGUAAUCCCAGCUACUCUGGAGGCUAAGCCAGAGAAUCACUUGAACCUGGGAGGCAGAGGUUUCAGUGAGCCUAGAUUGCGCCAUUGCAUUCCAGCCUGGGCAACAAGAGCGAAACUCCGCCUCAAAAAAAAAAAAAAAACAUAUUUGAGGACUGUCACAAAUCUAAACUCAUGAUACACUUGAUAUCUAUUCUGUGACAGCAUACCUUGCAUCAUAUUAUCAAUGAUUCCAUAAUUGUAAAGCGGGCUGUUCUUAUCACUGAUUAAAUUUUAAUGCUAUAUAUAACACAGGUGUUUUCUGUGCCAACCUGGUGUUAUUUAUUAGUUCUUACAUAUUAUAGGCCCCAAAUUUAUUUUUUUCAAUUUACUGAUAAAUGUAAUUCAGUAUAUUUGGAUGUGUUUAUCCAAGUUAGUAGGUACCAUUAUGUAGUUUACAAAAAUGCCUUAAAUAUUAUUUUUCUAAAAUUUGUUUUGAAAUAAUUCUAGAUUCACAAGAGAUUACAAAAUAUACAAAAGUUUCCUGAGUAUUCUUUGCUUAGCAUCAUCAAUGUUAUCUUACAUAACCAUAAUAAUAAAAACCACGGAGUUCUGCUCUUGUUGCCCAGGCUGGAGUGUAAUAGCACGAUCUUGGCUCACUGCAACCCUGCCUCCCAGGUUCAAGAGAUUUUCCUGCCUCAGCCUCCUAAGUAGCUGGGAUUACAGGCACCCACCACCACAUUCGACUAAUUUUUGUAUUUUUAGUAGAGAUGGGGUUUCACUAUGUUGGCCAGGCUGGCCUUGAACUCUUGACCCCAGGCGGUCCACCCGCCUCAGCCUCCCAAAGUGCUGGGAUUACAGGCAUGAGCCACCACGCCCGGCCUCCUCUUGCUACCUCUUUAUACUCACACUGUCCUCCCAAUAUGACCCAUGGUAGCCACUGAUCCCAUCACCCUAAUUUUGUCAUUUCAAGAAUGCUAUUAAAAUGGAAUUGUAAGGUACGCAAGCUUUGAGAUAGGGCUUUGUUCACUCAGCAAAUUACCCUUAAGAUCUAUCCAAGUUGUUAGGUGUCUAAAUAGUUUUAAUUUUUGUUACUGAGUUAGUAUUCUUUUAAAUGGAUGCACCAGGGUUUGUGUAUCCAUUCACUGUUGAUGGACAUUUGGGUUGUUUCCAGUGUUUUGCUGUUAUAAAUAAAGAUGCUGUGACUAUUUGUGUACCC
Molecule: messenger RNA, 5657 nt
Organism: Gorilla gorilla gorilla (western lowland gorilla)
Lineage: Eukaryota; Metazoa; Chordata; Mammalia; Primates; Hominidae
Product: zinc finger protein 432
Exons: 6
Coding region: 1363-3321 (652 amino acids)
Biological process (GO): regulation of transcription by RNA polymerase II
Cellular component (GO): nucleus
Molecular function (GO): RNA polymerase II transcription regulatory region sequence-specific DNA binding; DNA-binding transcription factor activity, RNA polymerase II-specific
Source: RefSeq, a predicted model, not a curated record